AUGUCUGAGAACCCUUGGUAUGAUUACGUUGUUCAACGUCCACUCGUCACACCAACUGUGCAAUACAUCAAAACUGGAAGUGAUGUAUUGAAAGUCAUUUCAAUGUUUAUCAAUAACACUCAAGUUCCAAUUUGUGGUUCUCGAAUAUUCAUACUACUGAAGCGUUCUCCGAAUGAACAGGAUAUUACUGAGUUGGUAGCUCAAAUGAGAAAAUACCGUGUUUAUGUAUAUAUUGUUGCUUCUUCAAUGUCAUCGGGAGGUUUUCAUCCGGAAACGAUAAGAAGUCUAACUACUCAAACAAACGGAUGGGAUAUUCAUUAUGGAGAUAGCUCAUACAUCUCAGAUAUAGCUUUUUACUCACCGUUUUUCUAUAGUGAUAACUUGAUUUACGCUGCAAACGUGAACUUAUCACCAAACGGAUCAAUCGCUUUACCAAAAAUGACAGUACCUCGACAUGAAAAAAUUGGAUACUUGAAUAACAACAACUUCGCCUCAAAAGUUAUAAAUUUGAAUGCCGCAGUUUACGAAGUGCAGCUUGACUAUGAAAUUAGUAAUGACGUUAUCUACGCAGUUCAAAUUAGAAUCUACACUCUCGGGUAG
Caenorhabditis remanei is the source of this 600-nucleotide messenger RNA. RefSeq lists its product as uncharacterized. The transcript has 4 exons. Gene Ontology annotation, biological process: innate immune response. The coding region runs from base 1 to 600 and encodes 199 amino acids. The record is from RefSeq and is a predicted model, not a curated record. Lineage: Eukaryota; Metazoa; Nematoda; Chromadorea; Rhabditida; Rhabditidae.